Messenger RNA from Sorex fumeus (smoky shrew), 2805 nucleotides. Its product is annotated as TRPM8 channel-associated factor 2-like. Gene Ontology annotation, biological process: negative regulation of anion channel activity. Lineage: Eukaryota; Metazoa; Chordata; Mammalia; Eulipotyphla; Soricidae. The coding region runs from base 1 to 2805 and encodes 934 amino acids. The record is from RefSeq and is a predicted model, not a curated record. The transcript has 8 exons.
AUGACACCGGGACACCUGGGCAGCAAGGACAUCUUAGCUGCUCCAGCCAUGGCAGCGACGACAACUCCUGCCGCUGCUUUCGAGGCUCUCAAGCACGGCGUAACCCACUGGGAUGUCCCCAAAGACCCCGUCCCCUGCGAGCUGCUGCUCAUCGGCGAGGCCGCCUUCCCGGUGAUGGUGAACGACAAGGGCCAGGUGAUCAUCGCCGCCUCCAUGUACGGCCGUGGACGCCUGGUGGUGGUGGCCCACGAGGGCUACCUGGUGGCCGCCAGCCUGUCCCCUUUCCUCCGCAACGCCGUGGAUUGGCUCUGUCCCACGCCCGGCUCUCCCGUUGGCGUCCACCCGUCCCUGGAAGCGCUCACCAGCAUCCUUCAGGGUGCUGGUACCCAGGCUCAGCUGGAGUCGGAACCAGGAGCGGCCCUGGGGGUUUACUGCAUAGACGCCUACAGCGAGGGCCUGAGUGAGGAGCUGGUGCAGUUUGUGAAGCGCGGAGGGGGCUUGCUCAUCGGGGGCCAGGCCUGGUACUGGGCAAGCCAGCACGGUGCCCACCAGGUGCUGUCCGCGUUCCCGGGGAACCAGGUGACUUGCGUGGCGGGAGUGUACUUCACCGACACCUACGGGGACACGGGCCGGUUCAAGGUCUCUAAGAAUAUCCCCAAGAUCCCGCUGCAUGUCAGGUGUGGGGAGGACACGAGGCAGGACCAGCAGCAGCUCCUGAAAGGGAUCUCGGAACUGGACAUCAAGACCGGGGAGUUGCCGUCCAGGCUGCUGGUGCACGGGGCGCUGGCCUUCCCCCUGGGCAUGGACCCCUCGCUGGGCUGCUUCCUGGCAGGCGCCCGCUACGGCAAGGGCCGGGUGGUCCUGGCUGCCCACGAGAGCCUCCUCUCCGCCCCCAAGUUGGGGACCUUCCUGCUCAAUGCCGUGCACUGGCUGGCCGGGGGCCCCGCGGGCCGAGUGGGGGUGAACCCCAACCUGAAGGGCCUGUGUGCCCUGCUGGACGGCAGUGGCCUGCAGUGCAGCCUGGAGUCCCAGCUGACCGACCAGCUGCAGGUCUACUGCUGUGAGGCCUACAGCGACGCGGAGGCCGGGCCCUUGCGCGAGUUCGUGGCCGAGGGCGGUGGCCUGCUGAUGGGGGGCCAGGCCUGGUGGUGGGCCUCACAGAACCCCGGUCGCCCCGCCCUGGCUCGUUUCCCGGGAAACCGCCUCCUCAAUGGCUUGGGCCUCAGCAUCACAGCCCGGACCCUGCAACCAGACUGUUUCCCUGCGGCCACGCCUGAGAUGCUCGGGUACCACUUCCGCCAGGCCCUGGCGGCCUUUCUGCAGCAGCUGAAACAGGGCCGCGGCUGCGUGGACCAGAGGAGGCUGGCCAAGCUGGGCAGCGACGGGGCCGCCUUCCUGAGCAUCCCAGCGCGGGGCAUCCCCGCCUACGCCUCCGUGCACCGCCUCCUGCUCAAGACUUUGCCUCUGGCAGGCCUCCCGGCCGUCAGCAAGAAGAACCCGGUGGCCGCUGGCUCCCUGGAGGCUGCCAUGCUCAGCCUGGCCACCGAGCUGGCGCGAUCGGGGACUGACUGCACCCAGCUGGCCGCGGGGCUGGGCGGCUGCGCUUGCGCGGACCCCGCAGAGCGGACCAUCACCGUGCAGGUGGACGCCUGCAACCCAGGCCCAGGGGAACGCUGGAUGAGCACCGGCCGCUACCUGCUGAACGGGAAGAACGUGGAGUUCUCGCUGCCGGACUCCGCUAGUUCUGCUGGGCUGAAGGUUCUCAUCGGCUGCCACACGGACGACCUGAGCGAUGCCCACCAGCUAGCCCGGGCCCCGGUGGUCACUCACCAGUGCUGCGUGGACCAAGCCACAGAGUCCGUGUUCUGUCUCUGGGGGGGUCUGAUCUAUGUCAUCGUGCCCAAGGGCAGCCAACUGGGGCCCGUGUCCCUCACCAUCACCGGCUCCGUGCCUGCUCCCUACUACAGGCUGGGUAAAACGUCCCUGGCGGAGUGGCGGCACAGUGUCCAGCACAGCCCGGCCCCCUGGGGGGAGCUGGCCACGGACAACAUCAUCCUGACGGUGCCCACCGCGGACCUCCGGACCCUGGAGGACCCUGAGCCCCUGCUGCGCCUCUGGGACGAGAUAAUGCUGGCCAUCGCCAAGCUGGCUGCCCAGCCCUUCCCUUUCCACUGCCCCGAGCGGAUCGUGGCCGACGUGCAGAUCUCGGCAGGCUGGAUGCACUCCGGGUACCCCAUCAUGUGCCACGUGGAGUCGGUGCAGGACCUGCUGAGUAUCGAGAGCAUCCGUAGCCAGGGCCUCUGGGGGCUCAUCCACGAGCUGGGUCACAACCAGCAACAGGACGGGUGGGAGUUCCCACCGCACACCACGGAAGCCACAUGCAACCUCUGGUCAGUCUACGUGCACGAGACGGUGCUGAGCAUCCCCCGGGCUCAGGCCCACCCUGACCUGAGUGCUGUGGAACGAGACAAGAGGAUCAGAGAGCACCUGGGCAAGGGGGCGCCCCUGGAGAACUGGAGCAUGUGGACAGCUCUGGAGACCUACCUGCAGCUCCAGGAGGCCUUUGGGUGGGAGCCGUUCAGUCAGCUCUUCGCAGAGUACCAGACCCUCUCAGGCCUCCCCAACACCAACACCGGCCGGAUGAAUCUGUGGGUGAAGAAGUUCUCUGAGAAAGUGCAGAAGAACCUGGUCCCUUUCUUUGAGACCUGGGGCUGGCCCAUGCAGCCGGAUGUGGCCAAGAGCCUGGCCCAUCUGCCUCCGUGGCAGGACCACCCCAUGAGGACCUACGUGUGUGCUGAGGAGUAA